AUGGCCCAACAGAGCUUGUCUGACAUACUAGCAGCUGCCGCUGUGGAUUUGACCCCUUACGAAACUCUUUACAAGCAUUUCCAUACUCACCCUGAGCUCUCGCUACAAGAGAAGGCCACCUCUGAAAGGAUUGCCUCCCAUUUAUCACAGCUCGGAGCCUAUGAGAUCCACACAAAUAUUGGGGGUUAUGGGCUCGUAGGCGUUCUCAGUAAUGGCACUGGAAAGACAAUUCUUCUUCGGGCAGACAUGGACGCGCUUCCAGUCAAAGAACUCACCGGUCUCCCCUACGCGAGUUCUGUGACUAUGUCUGAUGCUGAUGGCAAUGAAAAACCAGUGAUGCAUGCUUGUGGCCAUGAUAUGCAUAUUACAUGUCUCCUCGCUGCUGCUGAGGUGUUGGCCCGUGCACAAGAUGCUUGGAGUGGGACUUUGAUCGUGCUCUUCCAGCCAAACGAAGAGCGAGGUGGAGGCGCCCAGGCUAUGGUUGAUGAUGGACUUUAUUCGAAGAUUCCCAUGCCCGAUUAUGUCUUUGGUCAGCACGUCAUGCGAAUGCGGGCGGGAAGUGUUGGUUCCCGACCUGGCACGAUCAUGGCUGCUGCCGAUAGCUUGAAGAUCACUCUCUACGGCCGCGGUGGACAUGGGUCAAUGCCGCACCAGACAGUAGACCCCGUGCUUCUUGCUGCGCAUGUUGUCGUUAGGCUUCAGGACAUUGUGAGUAGAGAGGUGGACCCGAGUGAUCUUGCUGUCGUGACGGUCGGGAGCCUGCAGGCCGGCCAAACGGAAAAUAUCAUUGCGGACCGGGCGGAAAUUGGAGUCGACUUUAGAACUGUCAAGUUGGAGACCCGGGGGAAAAUAAUUUCUGCUAUCCGGCGCAUCGUCGAAGCUGAGUGUGUUGCUAGUGGAUCGCCGAAACCACCGUUAUUCACACCGACGAGGCGGUUUCCGCCAACCGACAACGAUAAAGACGUGGCCUCUCAACUGGCUGCAUCUUUCGGAGAUCAUUUCGAGGACUUUGAUGGUGAUACUCCAAGGACCAAUGUUAGUGAGGAUUUCUCCACGCUGGGUACUUCUCAGGGGGUUCCUUGCUCUUUUUGGUUCAUUGGGGGAGUUGACCCAGAUCUCUGGGAUAAAGGCCAGAGAAAUGAAAUCCCGAUGCAAGAGGUUCCUGGGAAUCACUCGGCUUUGUUUGCACCAGUGAUUCAGCCAACGAUGAAAACUGGGGUGGAUGCCUUGUGCAUCGCGGCAUUGACGUUCUUGAAAAAAUAG
Messenger RNA from Penicillium griseofulvum, 1263 nucleotides. Its product is annotated as M20 family metallopeptidase. Gene Ontology annotation, molecular function: hydrolase activity. The coding region runs from base 1 to 1263 and encodes 420 amino acids. Lineage: Eukaryota; Fungi; Ascomycota; Eurotiomycetes; Eurotiales; Aspergillaceae. The transcript has a single exon. The record is from RefSeq and is a predicted model, not a curated record.